Molecule: messenger RNA, 364 nt
Organism: Trichomonas vaginalis G3
Lineage: Eukaryota; Parabasalia; Trichomonadida; Trichomonadidae
Exons: 1
Source: RefSeq, a predicted model, not a curated record
AUGGAUAGAAAAUCUGCUAGAAUAAAAGCAGAGUUGCAAAGAUAUGGUUGGAGAGUUUCGAAGAAGUUUAAAUAUAGGAAGGGAAGACCCAUAAAAGUCUAUGACAAACUGGCUGGUCUUCGCUACGAAAUGGAUUUGGAAACAGCACGUGCAAAUUAUCCAAACAGACUAGAGAGGUUAGAAGAAGAACGUCUUAUGAACAUGCCUUUCGAUGUUAGUGAACCUCAAGUUGAAGGACACGACGGCUUUGCCAGAUUCUACUGGAAACAUGACGAACAAUUGCAUCCUUUGAGAAGGAAAAAAGGUAGUGCAGAGGAUGGUCAUGCUCCCAUGGAAAGAACAAGAUAUGCAUAUGAGAAGUACC